GACUGUGCAGAUUCUCUUUAGUGGAGCUGACGUGCAUGAUUUGCUUUUUACGCCGUUAGUUAGAACUUAGAGUUAGAUAAAGGCGAAGAUUACUGGACCCGACUGGACCGUACCAUUGUCAGCUCAGUCGGCCGUGGCUCAUCCGUACGAUCCAAGGCCAGACAUCGCUUUUAAUUAGUGCUCCAGAGUCCAAUGCACACAUAACGUAGAGUCUAUGACUAUGUGGAUAUCUGCACUUAGAGUGUUAGACUUACUUAGUGCAAAGCUGAGCUGAGUGACAUCUCAAGAUUAUUUCAUUGACCUACCAUACCGGAUUUCUCGGAUAAACUGGGAGGCUUUUGACACCUUGGUAAUCUUUCCCUGGUAAAUUUUUGUGUUGAUUUGAACUGAAAAAUAAAACGAAAAAAGUAUAGGACAAUGUGGCGAAGCGUUCAUCGUUAUGCAUCCCGUCUACAACAUCAUCUAACAACAUCCCAGACGGUCCGAUGUACAGGACCAAGACACUGCAGCCAGACCACUCAGAGUGGUGUUCCGUACGAGACAAACCUUUCUUCGGUAAGCACCACAGACAAUGUAACAGCGCCAUCAUCAGCUGAUGUGGUGAUCAUCGGCGGAGGGUCUGUUGGCUGUAGCACUCUCUAUCAUCUUGCUAAGCUUGGCAUCACCAAUACUGUCCUGAUUGAGAAAGAUCAGCUUACCGCAGGGACAACAUGGCAUACUGCAGGUCUGGUGUGGGGGCUCCGCCCUUCGGAUACAGAAAUAGAGCUUCUCUCUUACAUGAGACAUCUUGUUGGAAAUGUUCUGGAGGAAGAAACGGGUGUGGUCCCUGGUUGGAUCAACAAUGGUGGUCUCUUUGUUGCUUCCAAUAAAGAAAGGCUUGAUGAGUACAAGAGAAUGGGCACGGUUGGGAAAGCUUUUGGAGUAGAGUCACAUAUCCUGUCACCUGAAGAAACCAAGAAGCUGUAUCCAUUGAUGAACUGUGAUGAUAUCUAUGGAACAUUGUACAGUCCUGGUGAUGGGACCAUAGACCCUGCUGGAUUCUGUACUGCUCUUACUAGAUCUGCUACCAAGGCUGGUGCAAAGGUUUUUACAUCAUGCCAUGUGACUGGUAUACAAACUGGUGAAGAUGAUUUUGGUAUUCAUAGAGUUCAAGCAGUAGAGACGUCAGGGGGUACCAUUAAAACACCUGUUGUUAUUAACUGCACAGGUGUAUGGGCCCCUAACAUAGGAGCAAUGGCCAACGUUGCCGUGCCACUCCUCGCAAUGAAGCAUGCUUACAUCGUCACUGAACGGAUUGAGGGUAUCCAAAACAUGCCUAACGUCCGAGACCAUGAUGCAUCAAUCUAUCUCAAGCUUCAAGGUGAUGCCUUGUCUAUAGGAGGAUAUGAAAACAACCCAGAGUUUAUUGAAAAGAUGAGUAACGAUUUUGCCUUCUCUCUCUACGAUCUUGACUGGGAUGUCUUCAGCGUUCACAUUGACGGUCAUGUCCAUCGUGUUCCUGUCAUUGGAGAGACAGGUAUCAAGUCUACAGUGUGUGGCCCAGAGUCUUUCACUCCUGAUCACAAACCACUGCUUGGUGAGGCACCUGAAUUAAGAGGUUUCUACCAUGGAUGUGCCUUCAAUAGCUCUGGUCUUAUGCUUGGAGGAGGGUGUGGCAGGGAGCUUGCUAAGUGGGUGGUCAAUGGAAGGCCGGACCUUGACAUGUAUGGCUAUGACAUCAGGCGGUUUUCAAGAUCUCUUGUUUAUGAUAAGGCAUGGAUUGAGGAGAGGAGUCAUGAAGCAUAUGCUAAGAACUAUUCCACAGUGUUCCCAUAUGAUCAACCAUUAGCAGGAAGAAACAAGAGAAAAGAUGCCCUUCAUCAGGUAUUAUUGGAUGCUGGAUGUGUUUAUCAGGAAGCUCUUGGAUGGGAAAGACCAGGGUAUUUCUCACCAGAGGGAAAAGCAGAGUUGAAAGAUUAUGAUUACUAUGGAAGCUAUGGAAAUGAAGCUCACAAAGACUAUGCCUAUAACAACAGACUGCUAGAUGACUAUACAUUUGAAUUCCCCAAACACCAUAAUGUGAUUGGCAAGGAGUGUUUAGCAGCAAGGAAUGCUGUAGCAGUCUUCAACAUGUCUUACUUUGGUCAGUUUUAUCUGACCGGUCCAGAUGCUCAGGCCACUGCUGAUUGGAUCUUCACCAAUAACCUUGAUAAACCUGUUGGUUCUACUGUAUACACAUGCAUGUGCAACAAGGCAGGAGGCACUGAGGGAGAUCUUACAGUCAGUGUCAUCGACUCCAUGCCAGUCUCCAGCCCUCUGGGUUCAGACUUUGAAGGGCGGGGCUUCUAUGUGGCAGCUGGAGGGGGCGUGGCUGAGCAUGUCAAAUCCCACAUGCAAACAGAGAUCCAAGAUAAGAAGUUUGAUUGUCAGAUUGUGGAUGUCACCAAUGAGAUGGGAGUGAUCAGUAUUCAAGGACCAAAAAGUCGUGAAUUACUCCAAGCCCUUGCCACAGAUGUUGAUUUCAGCAACGAAGCAUUCCCUUUCUCAACCCACAAGAUCAUGACGAUAGCAGGUCACCAGCUACGAGCAAUAAGAUUGACCUUUGUUGGUGAGUUAGGUUGGGAGCUUCACGUACCAAACGAUGCAGCCGUAGAUGUUUACCAAGCCGUCAUGCGAGAGGGCGCCAAACACGGCAUCGCUAAUGGAGGUUACAGGGCUCUGGAUUCUCUCAGUUUGGAAAAGGGCUACAGGCAUUGGCAUGGGGACCUCCGUUCUGAUGACACCCCUCUAGAAAGUGGACUAGGCUUCACAUGCAAGCUCAAGACGGAUACUCCAUUCUUGGGGAGGGAGGCUUUGGAAAAACAAAAGGCUGAGGGACUGAAGCGAAGAAUAGCAUGCUUCACUGCUGAUCCAUCACUAGCCCUUCUUGGGAUGGAGGUUAUACGUCGCAACGGAGAAGUUGUCUCCUACUUCCGUCGGGCUGACCAUGCCUUUGCUCUGAACAAAGGUAUCGGGUAUGGAUACGUGCAGAAACCAGAUGGAAGUACUGUAACUAAUGCAUAUCUUAAAGAAGGAGAGUAUACGGUAGAGAGAAUGGGGGAGAUAUUUCCUGCUCAGAUUCAUCUUAAAACACCUUUUGAUCCAACCAAUAAUAGAAUCAAAGGCAUCUAUGAAUGAAUGGAGUGUUUUUGUAUGAUAUGAUAUGUAGGUGUAAGAAAGCCUGUUAAUUUUUGCGUUUCAUAAUACGGUUUCAUGAAAAUUGCUCUGAUGGAAAAUCUAUAUGUUAAGCCAACAUAAAAUCUAUCCUCCAAAACUAAAUUAUUUUAAUUGAUAUUUUAUUUUUUUCAACUUAUUUAUACAGGAUUAAAAAAAAACAAUCGAUUCAGCAAGGCUGUUUUUCAUUGAUGUCCUGUUAAAACACAUAUAUAUGUACAUAAAAAUUAUUUCCAGUUAUAGCAAUAGAGAUCUCAAAAAUAAAGUAUAGUAUGGUGUGAACUACAAAGCUGAAGUAGAUUCAAAGAGGAUUAUGGCAGACCGUAAUCAGACCGUAGUCAAAGUGAUGUGCUGGUAAAUUGAUUAUCAUUUUGGCAUUCUCUCAUUAAUUAUAUAGUUAUAUAUUUUAUGUAAGAAGAAAUAAAAUAAUCAUUGACUUUUGAUAAUUCUCAGGUAUUAUCACAUUCUUCAACUAAAUUAUAGGACUUUUUCUCAAGAUUAUUUUGUGUUAAUAACUGGAGGGAAUAUACAGGCUAUUACAGUGUCAUAUUUCUUAUCAUAAUGUAAAAUGAUAUGACAUUGUUCAUAGUUGAAUUGCAGUACUCUUUAAAGGCAAUUCCAUGAAGUAUAUAUACAGUAUCUGACCCCUUAUAUGAGGAACUUUCUAUUGAAAAUAAUUUUUGUUUUCUAGAUAUUAUGAUGUAUAAUGCUGUCAAAUGAUCAUGAAAAUGUUCCUGAAGUGAAAUAAUAUGGUUUGGACCUACAAAAAUGGUUGAUUAUUUUAUGGAUUUGCACAAGUAGAAAUGUGUUUCAACUUUGGAGUAUACAGGCUUAUGUACAUCACCGUACUGUAUGUCUUUAUUGAAAUGUGAAAUGAUAUAUAACUCUCUUGAGAGUUAAAAAUUAGUACUUAUUAAGACUUGCUUAGACAAGGCAAGAAAGCGUGAAGUGUAAAAAAGUCAGUUGGAAUGUACUUCAUGAUUUUAUUCUAAAGCAAUAUGUGUUCUUGAUAUUAAAGUCAGCUGAAUGCAUUCCAAAGGUAGGCAAUAUGUUGACCUAAUGUUCAAGUUUUCACUUUCCCCCUUUCCUAUCAAACUGUCAGUAUUUUUUUUACAGCUGUACCCCCAUCUAACCAUAUCUAAACACCUUAGAAAUAGUUUUGAACUUUCACUGCCAUUCUAAAACAUGAUCUCAAAGUCAGACUUUUCGGGGUAGAAUACCAAACUGCCAGUCAGGUAUCCCAGGGUUCAAUUGCAGCUUAUUACGUUAUGCAGUGCCAUUUAUGUCCAUCAGAUACAGUAAUGCAAUUCUGUCAGCCUACUUUCGUGUCACAAUAAGCAAAAUCUUUGAAACCGUUUCUUUCUUUUAAUAAUGAAAAAAAAUACUGUUUUAAACAUUCAUUGAAAAUGUCUUGCACAAAACUUUAACAAUUAUUUUCUCAUGUUUUACCUUUGAGGGUACAGAGCUGAAAAAAAGUCAAAACAAUUUUAAAAAGUUCUCUUGCACACCAUUUAUAUCAUCUGAUUUGCUGCAUUUUUUUAGGUAAACACUUCUUGUUCAUUUCCAUUUCUCUGAAUUUUUAACUGAAUAUGAUGCAGUCUCACACAAAGUGAUUUUCAUUUUAGACUUCAGGGUUCCCAGCCCACCCGGGGAAAUUAUUUUACUUUUUUCCAGUCAGGGAAUUUGAUUUAAAAAUACCUCAAAUCAGGGAAAAAUCAGGAAAUUUGAUCAGCCCAAAGUCGAAUGCACAGUCGUCAGUCAGACUCUGUUAUAUUUUGUUGCUUAUCAAAACAACAUCCAUUGAAUGACUGGUUAUGGUGGUACUAAUUAGUUUUACAUAAUUGUUUUUAUACUGAAAAUACUUGUAAUUCACUGAAACACCUUAGAAAACAUGCGAAACUGGAAAUGGGUUUAAAUAAUUAUCAGGGAUUUUUUAAACUUCAUCAGGAAAAAAAAUCGGGGAAUUUUAUUUUCUUGAAAAGCUGGGAACCCUGGACCUGUUCCUUGUUCAACAAGCCAAUAAGAAAGGUCACACAUGCAUUUUUCAUAAUAAUGUCAACUUGUUGUAGAAAAUGAUUGUUAAUAUUGAUAUGUUUCUUUGGAACUUUGUAAAAAAGAUAGGUAAGUAAACAAAUUAUAUGACUUCUUUGAGCAUCUGAGCCUGCAAACAUGCAGGCUUGAAUCUAUGAAAAACAUUGUGAAUGGUUCCAUGACAUUUGCUCCGCUCUAAGUUCCUCACAUUAAUCAAAUGACCAACUUCAACCUUGGGUUUAAAACUAUACCCUACCCUAACCUUAUUACACCACACUACAAAUCAGACGCAUCCAAGAAUGAAUCAACAAUGGUAUGCCAGGCUUCACGAGAGUUGGUAAAUCAUGUAACAAAUUAUUUGUAUCCCUUCAUUUGCAAUCAAAAUUCAAGGUCUCGGUCGUCUGGUUUUAUGAGGGAGGUGCAAAAAAAGUACAUCAGAAAUAACUUCUUUCUCAUUACGGACCCUGAACCUAACAUAAAACCCUAUUGCAACCCUAACCCCACAUCUUAGAUGAAAUUAAGCCCGGAGCGGUUGUAGCAGGAGCAAAUGUCAUGUCACUGAAAAUUCAUUCAGUCUCCACUUGGGUCAUGGUUUGAUAGGUCUAAUUCAAUUCAAUGGGAGCAACUGAAAGAGAAAAUGUCCUUGUUUUUAAAGUUUUUAUUAUAUACAUAUUUAUAGUUGUGUUCUAAGCUGGUUGAAUAGGUUAGACGAAGAAUGUAGCUUCUUAGGGUAUGUGUAUUAUUGUAUUUUGAGAGUUACGCUGGUUAUACCAGUACGUCAAAUAAUUUCAUUUCAAAAGUUACUUGUAAAUCAUUUAUCGAUCAAAGUUCAAAUUACCCAAGACAAUUUACUCAAACUUCAAACCUAACCAAAUAGUGCAGUUCCACAGGUGAAUUUUGUUCCAGAUUCCCUUUCAAAACAAGUCACACUUUGUGAUUGCACAUUCGCCUUUGCUGCCCAUAAGCUGUGGAAUUGCCUGCACUCUAUCGCUAAAUAUUUUUUAAUCCAAAUCAGAAAGAUCUGUGGUUAGUUUAGAAAUUCUUUGAUUUGUAGAAACAAGUAUCCAAAUAACUUUUAGCCAGGGAAGCUCAAUAUAUUACGUAUAAAAUCUGUGCUAUAUUAAUUCUUGCUCGUUACUAUUGUAUAUUUGUACUCAUGCUGUUAGUAAUUGCAAACUACUACGCAUUUAAAGAUAUAGUUAUUGUAUUAUCAUGUCUUCCAAAAUAAUUUCCUGUUCAUGAAUAAAUAUUUUCCAUGUCUCCCGAGAGGAUAUCAAUAUCCUGACUCAACCUUACUUUUAGAAAGAGGAUUUUUUUUUUGGUCAACAGUUGGUAUGUUGUUGAUAUUCAUGAAGUCUAUAGAUUAGAGGUGAUUCACUAAAAGUUGACAUCAAUUGUACAUAUUAAAAUCAAUUAUCUGAUAAUUUGAUUGGUGAUAAUUCGUUGUAUUGUUCUACCAAGUGUGUGUUGAUUAGAAAUCAUGAAAUGAUGAUUUAGUGUAUUUUCUUCAUUUGCUUUAAAUUGUAUAUUUUAAAAUGAAUCUAUCAGUACAUACAUUGGAUUGAUAUAAAUAAUUAUUUUCAUGUAUACUGACCAUAAAGUAGAAUUUUAUAAAUGUUUAUUUCUGUUUUUGAUCAUGUUUUUUUUUAUGUGAUCUAAUUUUUUUAAAGAUUUAAUAGAUGGAUUUUGCGGAAUAGUUUUGUGUAUGUACGACAUAUUCUUCUAUGUCUUUCUGACAAAUUAAAUUCAAUCAGUAUUAAUUUCAA
This is a messenger RNA of Lytechinus pictus (painted urchin), 6989 nucleotides long. Its product is annotated as sarcosine dehydrogenase, mitochondrial-like. The transcript is spliced from 16 exons. Gene Ontology annotation, molecular function: sarcosine dehydrogenase activity; protein binding. Bases 418 to 3156 code for a protein of 912 amino acids. NCBI's taxonomy places the organism in Eukaryota, Metazoa, Echinodermata, Echinoidea, Temnopleuroida, Toxopneustidae. The record is from RefSeq and is a predicted model, not a curated record. Gene Ontology annotation, cellular component: cytoplasm; mitochondrion; mitochondrial matrix.